ACUUUACUGUCAUCAGGGGAGGAACUACAGUCACAGUGAGAGCAUUUCCUGAUCAAAAAAUGAAGCUUUUUUUGAGUUUAUUUGUUGUUGUGGUGACACUUGGUGUCCUGCAAUCUAUACCAGAUGACCAACUGAGAAUCUUCUCAGAGGAAGCUCUUAAACAGCUGUCCCAAGCUGGUGAGAAGGUGGUGGAUGAGGAGAUGAAGAGGGCUCUGGUUGGAGUGAAGCAGAUGAGAGAGGUGAUGUGGAGGAACGAACAGAAACACGAACAUCUGAUGAAAUCUCUGCAGAGGAGCAGCGACAAGAAGAAGGGAGCAGAGCAUUUGGCCCAAGAAGUGACCGCGAAGCUGACGGAGGCGGAGGAGCAGUGUAAGGACUCGCUCCAGUCUGAAUGGGAUGAGUGCAGACCUUGUUUAGAAAACGCCUGCAAAGACUUCUACACCUCCACAUGCCGCAGGGGCUUUGCUACUUUCCACAACAAGGUACAAAACUUCUUCCGCAGAGUAUCCAGGCGUUUCGGACCAGAGCAGACCAAACUGGAGCCAGGGGACAUCCUCGUGAACCAGAACAGUCCUGAGACUAAUGUGAGCCACAUAGAGGAGUCCUUCUCUCAGCUCAUGUCCCAAGUGGGGGCAGUGGUGAACCGCAGCAUGGCUCUAGUUUCCCAAAUGAAAGGCAAAUGGGACCAGAGCCUCCUGAACAGCUUCCUGAAUAAUACACAAGAGCAGAGUGUGCUGGAGAGGGAGCAGGUGGACCCCUUCUACCCAGCCCGGGAUUCUGGGUACCUGCAGGGAGUGGGGCUGGAUGAGGUGCUGGACUCCUUCUAUGAUUUUGGGCGCAGCGUGGUGCAGGAGUUUGGGGCAGUGGUCACUCAGGUGUUUGGAGAUUUGAACGAGGCUGUGGAGGAGGCAAAAAAGACAGAGAGGGAAAGCAUUCCUCGUUUCAUCCAAAACAGGAAGUUGUGUAAAGAUCUCCGCAGACAGACUUCUGAGUGCUGGAGGCUGCACAGUCAGUGCGAGGCCUGCCAGGGGGCGCUACUCACAGAGUGCCCCAGUGUGCGUGACCUCCAUGUGGAGCUGGACGAGGUGUCCCAGCUGCUGGACGCCUCUAGAGUGCAGUACGAGGAGGUGCUGUCCAUUGUUCGCAGACACGUGGACGAGACUCUGGACUGGCUCUCCAACAUGGCUGCUGAGUUCAGCUGGGUGUCCUGGGUUCACCCCUCCACCAACCGGAGCGCACCACAGAACAUCUUCAGGGUUACUAUGGUGGCACCAGAGAGCCAUGAUGAGAACCUGCCUGUGCGUGACACCAAAGUGCAGGUGAACAUCCUGAACUCUCCCCCUCUGGAGCUGUCUGUCCCGGGAGAACUGGAGCCACAGGACCCCUCCUUCAUCCAGUACAUCGCCCAAGAAGCACUAGACAAGUACAAGGAGAUGGUCAGGUUUGAGGAUGUGUAAAACUCCCAAAUGUACCUCUAUAAAAGCAUCCAAGCACUUUAAUGACUGAUUGUGAAUGUA
This is a messenger RNA of Periophthalmus magnuspinnatus, 1517 nucleotides long. It is a transcript of the gene clul1, whose product is annotated as clusterin-like 1 (retinal). Lineage: Eukaryota; Metazoa; Chordata; Actinopteri; Gobiiformes; Gobiidae. The coding region runs from base 60 to 1457 and encodes 465 amino acids. The transcript is spliced from 10 exons. The record is from RefSeq and is a predicted model, not a curated record.